Messenger RNA from Staurois parvus, 215 nucleotides. The record is from the annotation of a GenBank genome assembly. Lineage: Eukaryota; Metazoa; Chordata; Amphibia; Anura; Ranidae.
GCCUAUCAGUGCCAGUUAGUGCCGCCUAACAGUGCCAUGCUGCAUUUCAGUGCCCAUCAGUGAUGCCUGUCAAUGCCCAUCAGUGUCACCUACCAGUGCCUCAUCAGUGCCACCUAUCAGUGUCCAUCAGUGCAUCUUAUAAGUGCCCAUCACUACAGCCUCAUUAGCGUACAUCAGUGAAGGAAAAAAUCACUUAUUUACAAAAUUUUAUAACA